This is a messenger RNA of Sarcophilus harrisii (Tasmanian devil), 1914 nucleotides long. RefSeq lists its product as uncharacterized. The record is from RefSeq and is a predicted model, not a curated record. The transcript is spliced from 3 exons. NCBI's taxonomy places the organism in Eukaryota, Metazoa, Chordata, Mammalia, Dasyuromorphia, Dasyuridae. Bases 585 to 1649 code for a protein of 354 amino acids.
AAAACUAGGUAGAGGCCAGGUUAUGAAGGACUUUAAAUGCCAAACUGAGCUUAUAUUUGAUGCUAAAGUUCUGGGAAACUAUAUUGGUGUUCAUUGAAUUGGGGAAAGGGCAGGAUGGGUGACAUUGUCAAACUUAAAUUUUAGAAAAAUCACUUUGUCAAGGAUGGAUUAGAAUAGAGACAGACUUGAAGCAUAGUCUAAUUAAAAGACUGUAUAUUGUAGUAGAACAGGUAAUCACUUGAAUUAAGGUUGUGGCUCUGUUAGUAGGGGAAAUGUCUCGGUAGAAAUAUCAAUUUUGGCAUAUUUAAAAUUUUAAAAUAUUAAACAUGCACUCACAUAACCCCAGACUAAGCUGGUGAUGACAUAGAGCAAUGUUUGUGACCUUCUCUUGUUGCCAUUCAACCUGCUCUAUAAAUAAACCUAUGUUAACAGGAAUUUCUCAUCCUAUGAGAUGUCAGCAGAUAAUUCAGAGUAUUAUGGACUAGAGUACUGGAGAAAUGAUUGAAAGCAAGAUUAGGAAAUCGAGAGGUGGUAAUAAAAACUUUAGAAAAUAGAUUGGGACCAAGAAGAUUCAGAAUACGAAGAUGUUGUAUUUGCAGAUUGAGGCUCAGAGGAUAAUAGCCAAGAAGCUUCAGAAAGAGCAAGAACUGAAAUAUGCACAGACUAGAAUUGCAACAGAAAGGAAAGAAAGAUCUAAGAGUGCUGGACCUAGUGUGGAAAUAAGGACUAAUGGACUACCAGAAUCUAGCAACAUACUGCCAGACUCAGAAUGGGUAAAGCUUAGUCCUCAAGAGAAAUUAUCCUGGGCAAAAAAUACCCAAGACCCUCGUAUUGCCAUAGGUCAGCAAUCCCCACUAGAAAAACAAAUUGUGAGUUUAGGUGGUUUACAUACUCCAGCAGCAAGAAAUCUGUUAGCUCAAAGAUAUAAAGAGGAACAUGAAACACUUUCUAAAGAAAAGGCUAUGUCUUUUGAUUACCGACUUGCUAAAGCAGAAAAUUACUACUAUACAAGAAUAAUGGAAAUGAUGGAAGAACAGAAUGAAUUUAAGAAGCCCCCAGUAGAGCCAGUAGCAAUACCAAAAAGCCAGAAAAGCUCAGAAACUAAAGAAUGGGACUAUUUAGUACCAAAGAGAGAGUUAAAACAUAUAAAGAAUCAUAUACACAGAACAGAACAGGCCAGAUAUAGUAAAGAUAUAAAAUAUAAAUCAUUGCCCCAAAGUCCAAACAAAACACAUUUUCCCCUAAUUCUAUUAUCUGAAAAUAAAAAGAAUGAUAUCAAGAAGACCCCAUCCAUGAGAAAGCAUAUAAAUGAGUGGGAUCAGAAGCGGCAAACAAAAGAACAUCUAGAACGAAUGAUUAGAGGUAGAGAAUUUAAUGAGGAAAGGAUCAAGGAAAGACUUUCUGUAAGAAUUCCAAGUCAUCCUCCUCCAUUUCAAAAGCAUAUGAAGAAGCAGCACCGUAAAACAUUUGAAUGGAGCACUGCUUAUCCACUUCUCCAGCCUCAAGAUGAAAGUCUAAUUGAAGUGGAUAUCCUUAGGGAAGAACCGUUAGAGAAAAAGGAUGUGAGAAAAAUUAGACAAUUUCGUAGAAGAUUUUUAACUGUUCCUUCACUUUUGAGGAGUCACUUAGAAAAACUAAAGCGUUAUUAAAAUUUUAUUAUUUUUGUGACACAGGUUAUCUCUUUCAUAGAUGAAUCUGACAUAACGGGAUCUCUGGGGGCCCCAGAAACUGUACCCUUUUCAGGGAGUUCCCAGACCCUGGGAAAAGCCUAUAAACUCCCAGUUAAGUGGUUUCAUUCAGUUGGAGAUCUCUGUCUGAUAGUCCUCUACUGAUUAGCCCAGACAGUUCCCAGACCCAGGCCAAGACUUAUCCCAUAUAGUCACGAUUUUGUUAAUUCUCUUAAGAGUUUUGGCU